Molecule: messenger RNA, 8390 nt
Organism: Peromyscus leucopus (white-footed mouse)
Lineage: Eukaryota; Metazoa; Chordata; Mammalia; Rodentia; Cricetidae
Gene: Itgb8
Product: integrin subunit beta 8
Exons: 14
Coding region: 971-3274 (767 amino acids)
Biological process (GO): integrin-mediated signaling pathway; cell migration; cell adhesion mediated by integrin
Cellular component (GO): cell surface; focal adhesion; integrin complex
Molecular function (GO): integrin binding
Source: RefSeq, a predicted model, not a curated record
GCGUGGGGCGGUUUCCUAGCAACUCUCAGCUCUGAGCACACCCAGCCACCCGAAGGCUGGGAGCCCCCCUCUGGGGGGGGACCCACAGAACUAGAGCACCCCAUCCCUGCCUCGCCUCCCUCUCAUUCUCUCCUGGUACAGCCCAGGGAGCAUCAGCUGUCAGGGUUCUGGGUGACCAGACGCCUGAGCCGACUGAGUCCUAAAGGACAAGGGUACGCAACUCCCUCCCGGCAAGGAGUGUGGAACCUCCCCUUCCAGCCAGUUAAUCAACGACGAUGCCUUGCUGGGUGCCUGCGGGCGCAGACCCGGGCUUCUAGGGUGCUCGUGGAGCCGUUCCCCCAGCUGCUGGCACUCGAGCCUCCUCUCCCGCCAAUCGGGACGCUGACGCCCUUGGCUAGCUGAGACUAAGUGGAGUUGGCCUCCCUGCCCACCUGUGGAAGAAGCUCACACGGACAGAUGCGCCAGCGACUCCCCUCCCACCCCCUUGGCCUUCUAGCCGUCCCCUCCCACUAAUGCAGCAUCACCCUGUGAAUUACAUUAGGGUGGUUUUCCCCCCAGCCUCGGGCUUUGUUUGGGUUUGAUUGUGUUUGGCUCUUCGCUAAGCUGAUUUAUGCAGCAGAGCCCCAUCCGCUGGAGAGAAACAAAAGCUCUUUUCUUUGUCCCGAGCGGACUGUGGAGCCCUCACUCGCUUCGCCGCCGCGGGCCAUCGGCUGUCCGAGGAGGUGCUUUUGGUUGAGACAGCGGGGCCCGCUGAGCGGAGCUGGGAGGGCCGCUGGGGCCCUGAGAUGCAGAGAGCUGCUCAGGCCCGCGUACCUGUAUCGCCUACUCGGAGCCCCUGGGUGGGUCAGACCGGCCUGUGGAAAAGAUCCUAGGGAUUUUCGGACAGCGGGCCCCAAGGUGCGCCCCCAAGUCGCGAGCGCGCGUCAGGAAAGCGGCCAGGCAGCGGGCGCAGGGCAGGCUGCUUUGCAUUAUGUGCGACUCGGCCCUGGCUUUUCUGACUGCUGCACUGCUCUGCCUGCACAACUGCCAGCGAGGUCCUGCCUUGGUUCUCCAGGCGGCCUGGCUGUUUUCACUUGUUCUUGGACUGGGCCAAAGCGAACACAAUAGAUGUGCCUCUUCAAACGUGGUCUCCUGUGCCAGGUGCCUCCAGAUGGGUCCAGAAUGCGGAUGGUGUGUUCAAGAGGAUUUUGUUUCAAGUGGAUCAAGAAGUGAACGCUGUGAUACUGUUUCCAAUUUGAUAAGCAAAGGCUGUCCAGUUGAUUCUGUAGAAUACCUGUCUGUGCGUAUAGUAACACCAAGUGAGAAUGAAAUCAAUACCCAAGUGACACCAGGAGAAGUCUCAAUCCAACUGCAUCCAGGAGCUGAAGCUAACUUCAUGUUAAAAGUCCGUCCUCUGAAGAAAUACCCUGUGGAUCUUUAUUAUCUGGUGGAUGUGUCAGCAUCAAUGCACAAUAAUAUAGAAAAAUUGAAUUCUGUUGGAAAUGAUUUAUCCAGAAAAAUGGCGUUUUUCUCCCAUGACUUCCGUCUUGGUUUUGGUUCAUAUGUGGAUAAAACUGUCUCACCUUACAUUAGCAUCCAUCCAGAGAGGAUCCAUAACCAGUGCAGUGACUACAAUUUAGACUGUAUGCCUCCCCAUGGAUACAUCCAUGUGCUAUCUCUGACAGAAAACAUCACUGAGUUUGAAAAAGCAGUUCACAGACAAAAGAUAUCUGGAAACAUAGACACUCCUGAAGGAGGUUUUGAUGCCAUGCUUCAGGCUGCUGUAUGUGAGAGUCACAUUGGAUGGCGAAAAGAAGCUAAAAGAUUGCUGCUGGUGAUGACAGACCAGACAUCACAUCUUGCUCUUGAUAGCAAGCUGGCAGGCAUAGUGGUGCCAAAUGACGGAAACUGCCAUCUGAAAAACAACGUCUACGUCAAAUCGACAACCAUGGAACAUCCGUCACUAGGCCAACUUUCUGAAAAGUUAAUAGACAACAACAUAAAUGUCAUUUUUGCAGUUCAAGGAAAGCAGUUUCAUUGGUACAAGGAUCUUCUGCCCCUUUUGCCUGGUGCCAUUGCUGGUGAGAUAGAAUCCAAAGCUGCAAAUCUCAACAAUUUAGUAGUAGAAGCCUAUAAGAAACUCAUUUCAGAAGUAAAAGUGCAGAUGGAAAACCAGGUACAUGGUGUCUAUUUUAACAUCACUGCCAUCUGUCCGGAUGGGGCCAGAAAGCCAGGCACAACUGGAUGUGGAAAUGUGACAAGCAAUGAUGAAGCUCUUUUCAAUGUAACAGUUGUGAUGAAAACCUGUGAUGUCACAGGAGGAAAAAACUAUGCAAUAAUCAAACCUAUUGGUUUCAAUGAAACCACUAAAGUCCACAUACACAGAAGCUGCAGCUGCCAGUGUGAGGAUCGCAGAGAGCGCAAAGGACAGUGUGCUGAAACUGCCCUGGAUCCCAAGUGUCCACAGUGUGAUGACAGCAGAUGUCAUCUUGAUGAAGACCAGUUUCCUUCUGAAACUUGCAAGUUGCAGGAGGAUCAACCUGUCUGUAGUGGCCGAGGAGUUUGUAUCUGUGGGAAAUGUUUAUGUCACAAAACCAAGCUUGGAAGAGUAUAUGGCAGAUACUGUGAAAAGGAUGACUUUUCUUGUCCAUAUCACCAUGGAAAUGUGUGUGCCGGGCGUGGGGAGUGUGAAAGUGGCAGAUGCCAGUGCUUUAAUGGCUGGGAAGGAGAUCGGUGCCAGUGUCCGUCAGCCUUAGCACAGCACUGUGUCAAUUCCAAGGGCCAAGUUUGCAGUGGGAGAGGCACCUGUGUAUGUGGCCGGUGCGAGUGCACUGACCGCAGGAGCAUUGGCCGCCUCUGUGAGCACUGCCCAACCUGCCAUCUGUACUGCAGUGAAAACUGGAACUGCAUGCAAUGCCUUCACCCUCACAAUCUGUCUCAGGCUGUACUUGAUCAGUGUAAAACCACUUGUGCUGUCAUGGAACAGCAUCGUGCAGACCAAGCGUCAGAAUGUUUAUCUGGCCCAAGCUAUCUGCGAAUAUUUUUCAUUAUAUUCAUAGUCACAUUCUUGAUUGGGUUGCUUAAAGUCCUUAUCAUUAGACAGGUGAUACUACAAUGGAAUAGUAAUAAGAUAAAGUCUUCAUCAGAUUACAGAAUGUCUGCUUCCAAAAAGGAUAAACUGAUUCUGCAAAGUGUUUGCACAAGAGCUGUAACCUACCGACGAGAAAAGCCCGAGGAAAUAAAAAUGGAUAUCAGCAAACUAAAUGCUCACGAAGCUUUCAGGUGCAACUUCUAAAGAAAGAUUAAAACAACAACAACAAUAAUAAUAAUAACAAAACAACACUGUUGGAAACUGGAUUUUUUUUUACACAAUUACUCUGAAAAAGUAUAAUAUAAAAAGUCACAGGAGGAGACAAAGUAUUGAAGAUUGUGCCACGAAGACUGGCAAGUGUCUUCACAACCAUGUGACUCACCCAGCUGCUGAACCUUUCAGAGAACUAUGUGUCUUACUACUGUUGGAUACUAGUGUUGUAGCACUUUACUGUAAUAUAUAACUUAUUUAGAUCAGCGUAGAAUGUAGAUCAUCUGGAAAGCACUGAUUACACUUUACAGGUUCCUAUCAUCCCUGCACUUCCCAGACACAGUGCUGUGACACAGUUUGGCAUGGUGUUGUUGCCACAGUGCAGUGUUUCUUGCACACAGCCUGCUGAUGGGAAACAUCUAGGAGUCACUGAAAGCAGUCAACCACACCAACUGGCAUCGUCUAGAUGUGCACAACCAGCUGAAUAAUGGUUAGUAUUUCACUUCAGUUGGAGGUGAAUAGAUAAAACCUUAAACCUAAGGGGUGUUGCUUUUGAAACUGUGUGGUUUGGUGCAUGUGCAUUUCUGUUUUCUUCUCUUUUGCAAAAUGGAUAUUGACUCCAACAUCUUCUCCUUUUUGCAUUUAUACUCUGUUUUUUCUUCCUUCUGGAAUAAGUUUAUAAUGUCAUAGAUGACUGGAUUAAAUAAGUGCUAAAUUACUACUGCCAUAGAAAUUUAUAUGACAAUGUCACUUUAUUAGAAUACUGGUUUUUAAAGCUGAAUGUUAAUAAGGGUCACUGUAAAGUGUCACUGAAGUCCACGGCUUCUUUGUUGGAAGAUACAGAAUUUUGUACUUUCUUACCUGUCAAACUGGAUGCAUUGCUUCCCUAUCUCAUUAAUCUAACCUGUAGCCUGAAAUCCACAAGGUGUCUACAGAACUGCUUCAAGUGGAGUGCCCUUUUCUGAGUAUGCUCUCUUGAUUUUUACUCCAAGUUGAUAUCAACCGUUUUCAAAGGGAAAGCUGUACUAUUCCCUUCCCCCACCCCCACCCCCACCCCAUGCAGUCUAAGGGCAUUCUUUGAAUCAUCCCAACCUGACUCAUGAGAAUUAACAAGGGCAUAAAAUUGGAGAAGGGUGGGUAAUAUCUUAGAAAUAAGCUAAUCCCCUCUUUUUGUUAGCCAGGGAACUGAGGCUUGGAGAAUAUAAAUGAUUCACAAAAACACAGAAGCAACCAAGUGGCACUAUUAGAGAAGAUCUGCCUUAUAAUUACAGGCCAGCAUUGCACAAUAGCACACUACCUCUUAAAUUUGCAAAAUAUCCAUGGCAAAACUUAAAACAUAAUUUAUUGAAGUCCUGAGUGUAUUUUCAUGAGAAUAUUUCAAAGCAAGGUAGAAGAGGGUACUUUAAAUGGAUUUGUGUAUAAGCAGCUUAUUGUUUUUCUCAUUAGCCACAUUCUGAUAAGGCUUUGGCACAGCCCUUCCCUCCACACAGUGGCUAUAAGAAGAAGUCUCAUAGAGCUGUGAAUGGCUCAGCUUGAAGCCUUCAUGCAGAGGCUUGGUACUUGAAUCCUAAAUUCCAACUGUCCUAUGAGUAGCACAUGUUUUACCUGUGACAACAGAGGAAUCUAAAGAAGUGUCUCUCCCAGGUUUGCUGCUUCCCAGCACUUGAAAGUUCUAGAUAUUUGCAUUUUGAUGAAGACUAACUUCCAUUAGAUAUUGUAUCCUAGGGGCCUGGAAAGCCUAUAUGCUGUUUUCUAGCCAGCCAACAUGACAAGUCCCUUAGAAGUGCAGUGGUGAUACUGCUAUCUUGAACUGUUUCUUCUGCCUCCAAGGAGGAUGGGCAUCAUCAAAAUACUACAUAUUGUGACUGUGUGUCAGGAAACUGUAGUCACUAAAGCUGGUGUGAAAAAAUCAUAUUUUGCUGCUCAUAACAUACAGUAUCCUUUUAUAAAUAUAUAAACUAAUGGAUGCUUGACAGUUCCCCCCCAAAAAAAAAUGGAAGAUAUCCACUAAUUAAAUGCUGACAACUUAAAAGUAAGCAGUGUUUAUGUACAAUAGAUUAUUUCCAGGUGGAAUGAGCAAAAGAGCAUACUUAAAGGGAAUCCUUGAAAAGCAAGGAUUUGUACUCUUUCAGGCCCUCACUAGUUUGCACUAAUUUUAAGAUGGAGUAAGAUUGUUGUCACAGGAAAGACAAACUUCCUUGCCAGGAAUUCAGUGCCAGGUGAUAAUAUGUACUUAACACAUGGAAUGUCUUGUGGUUUCUUUUUCUCUUCUUUUUUUGUUAACUUAAAAAGCUAAUUCUUAAAGAUUGUAGGGCUCAUAUUUUACUUGAAUAAUUGAUGUUCUUCUGUUUAAUAGUUAGUGAGAUGAAAAUUAAUAUUUGACUAGAUAGAAUUAAUUAACAGGUAAGGGGAAACAGGGUAUUCUUAGAUUAAAUAAUUUAUGUACUUAGAGAGUUUUUUCAAAUGCUAUGAUGGCAAGAGUCUUUUGAGAGUUGUUGAUAGUAAACGCAAUUAAUUGAAUUUUAAAUUGUUAGUAAAAUUAAUGACUUGAAUGAUAUUUUUUUGGCAUGGCAGCAUUUUGUGCCCUGGUGUGUAAUUAUUCAGAAAUGUUCCAUACAUCCACUACAUAUGCAAGUUGUUUCUUUGUUGAGACAUUUGUACACUGCAGUACACAUGUAUUUAUAGACACUUGAUACACUUGAUACAAUUUUUAGAUAUUUUCUACUAUUUAUUAAGCCAUAGACAUUCUCUAAAAGACUUAAAAAUUCACUAAAAAAAUCCAAUUAUGUCCCAAAUUUCAAUUUAACCUAGUUUGCAAAAAUAACAAAAAAAUAGGUAUCUCUAGAGACAAAUUUUUCAAAACUCAAAAAAUUAAAAUUGUGUAUACAUCAGAUGCAAACCUUCACCAAAGAGUAAAUUUAAAAUAUUUUAAUAUUUACCUAAUCUCCAUUGAAUAUAUUCUUGUAUAUGUCAACAGAUAUCCAGGAGAUACUGAAAUCAUUUAUUAUUGAUGGAUUAUGAAUAUGUUUCUCCAUUGAAUUAUAUUUUUUCUGGUACUUGGUAGAAUAGAUCAUACUUAAUGGCUUUUCCUUCCUUUCCUGGCUCCUGUUUGUCCCAUUCACACUUCUCUAGAAAUAGGCCAUAAGCUUCAAGCCAAUAAACCUAAUUGCAAAAAAAAUAACUGUUUAAUAAUAUACUUAAGUUCUUCAUUUACAAAGUUCUAUUAAUUUAAACACUCAUUUGGACAAAGCCCCACUAAAAACAAAGAAUUUUAAAUUUUUACAACUAGUGAUUUAUGUUUUCAUUAAGGCAGCAACUCAAUUGUAGUCUCUUUGUUUACUUUUAAUACUUAGUUUACAGCUAUCCUUAUGUCUUUACGACCUUAAGAACAUUAUUUCAUUUCAUGUGAUGCAAACAUUUUCAAAGGGAUAUAGAAACAAUAUUCCUUCAAAGUUUUCGUAUUCCAUAAUCCCUGCAUGGAAAAUUACUUGUGAUAACUUAUUAGAAUACCUACUGUAUGUCUUGCUGAUUCUAGGACACACUUAUUCAAUUUAGCAUCUCCAAAAUUGUGAUGUCUCUUGAAAUUGUCAUCUGUAAUGCAGUGUUUAAAGUUGUUGGAAUAAACACUACACUACUUCAACUUAAUCAAAUGUUCAUGUGUACAGGGAAAUUCCUUUCCUUAUACAUGUUUAUGAAUUUGUGAUAACAUGUAAAGCCAGUUUUCAAUACAACUGAGCCACAUACCACUCAACACAGACCUAACUGGCUAUCAGCUUGGAUCCUUGCGUCUCCAAGUUACAAAAGCUCUUUAAGGGUCCCAUUUAUGUGUUAUUAUAAUAGCAGUGAUUUAAGCAAACCUAAGUUAACUGAUGACUGAUGAAAUCAGAGGUUUCUCGAGCUUUCAUUUAGGGGUCUUUAGUCUUUAUUCCUUUUGAAGGGAUUGUUUGAAAGGAUCAUCUCACUUUUAAAUAAGUUAACUGGAAAAAGGUUACAUGAAUACAUCAUAGUUAGAUUUCACAGCAAUUUGUAUGCUUGACGUCAGCUGCAAAAGAAUAAAUAAUGCAACCAAUUGGUCUUGUGGAAAAGAUUUCCUCUCAGGUCUCCCAACUUUCUUAGUUUUCCUUAUCCUUUCUGUUCUUUUGCUGUUUUCCUUGGCUUUAGUAACUUUCCUUUCCAGCCCAUGUGAUGGCUGUUAUAAAACUGCAUAGUUAAAAUAUAGUACUUAUGUGAAACAAUUGUUCAACUCUCUGGGCAGCUUUUGAUCAAAUAUGUGAGAGUAAUAACACUACCCUGUGUCUACCUGAAGUACCUUCUUGCAUAAAAUGUAUCCUUGUAAGCUAACUCUUUCAAUCAGGUGUCUAUUCUUCACAACCAAUUUCAGUACAAUUGUCUAACACAUCAGCAUAAAGGAAAAAAAAAAACACUGUAAUCAUCAAGGAUGGAAAUCAUGUGAUUUGUGUAAAGAACUUUUACUGACUUUACACAGACAAAUGUGAUUUUUGACAGCAAGUCUGCACAAUGACAACUAUGGUACAUAGAUUUUUUAUUGAAAUAUUGAGUAAAAUUAUUUUUCAUUCUAAAUUAUAAGAAAGUAUAAAUUUGCACAUAUUAAUAUAGAAAUUCAUUUUGUGUAUAUUUAACAUACCUUUAAAGCUAUUUUACAUGUACUAGCUACUUUGUUAAGGUUUGUAAAUCUCUGCAAAAAUGAUUAGACAUGUUUUUAAAUUAUCAAUAACAUAAUCUUUGUUUCACUUAACAAAUACUGCCUUUGUAAAAAGAAAUUUAAUAUAGAAUGUAUUUUUAAAUCAAAAUAUUUGAAUAUAAAAUAGCUCAAAGAAAAACAAAUUAUUCAUGAACAAGUUUUGUGUUGUUUCUGGCUUUGAAUUAUAUACAAGGUGAAACUGCCUUAAAUGAUACAGAAGACUGAUAAAUAUGACAAUUUCACAUACUAUACUAUGAAUCUCUUCACAUAACUGGUUGACUACUAACUUAUCUUUUAUGUAUUUAUUAAAAGCUGACACUGUAGAUUGUUGUAAGAUGUUUAUUUUUCUAACAGAGCUUAUAACAGUUUGUGACAAGGCAUUUAAUUAAUAAAACUAUUCUGUCUAAA